Olea europaea var. sylvestris is the source of this 3527-nucleotide messenger RNA. Its product is annotated as putative disease resistance protein RGA1. Gene Ontology annotation, biological process: defense response to other organism. Gene Ontology annotation, molecular function: ADP binding. The transcript is spliced from 3 exons. The coding region runs from base 33 to 2513 and encodes 826 amino acids. The record is from RefSeq and is a predicted model, not a curated record. Lineage: Eukaryota; Viridiplantae; Streptophyta; Magnoliopsida; Lamiales; Oleaceae.
AACAAUUUCUUCUCUCUCAGCAAAAAGCAAAAAUGGCCGAAACAUUCUUGUUCAUCAUCACAGAGGAAGUUCUAUCAAAAGUUUCUUCACUUGCUCUAGGAGAAAUCACUUUAGCUUGUAGCAUCAAAUCAGAAGUGAAGAAACUUCACAACACUUUGUCUACAAUCAAGGCUGUACUUUUGGAUGCAAAUGAGCAGCAAACCAAGAAUCAUGAACUAAGAGACUGGCUAGAAAAGCUUAGGGAUGCCGUCUAUGAUGCCGAUGAUUUGUUGGAUGAUCUUUCAACUGGAAUUUCACUGCAGAAAACCCAGGAUAGAAUUCCAGUUCUUGAAAAGGUUAGUAGAUUUUUUUCAUGCUCAAAUCCUUUGGCCUAUAGAUUCAAAAUUGGUCAUAGGGUAAGCCAGAUCAGGAAGAAACUAGACGAAAUCGCGGCCGACAGGAAAAAUUUUCACCUUACAGAACAGGCAUAUAUUACUCCGGUAGAGAAUAGAGAGAGAGAUCAAACUCACUCUUUUGUAACAGCCUCAGACAUCAUUGGUAGAGAUUCUGAUAAAGAAUUCAUCGUACGACUUCUUUUGAGUACUAAUGAUGAAGAACAUGUUUCGGUUAUUCCUAUUGUCGGACUAGGAGGUCUUGGUAAGACGACAUUAGUUAAAUUGGUCUACAACGAUGAUCGGGUAGUUCAAGAUUUUGAUCUGAAAAUGUGGAUUUCUGUUAAUGAAGAUUUUAGUACAAGAAAGGUAAUUGACAAAAUUUUAAGAUCUGCCACUGGGGAAACUUUUAGCCAUCUGGAUGUGGACGAGAUGCAGAAAUGUUUGUGUGAAAUUUUGAAUGCUAAAAGAUAUUUACUUGUCCUGGACGAUGUGUGGAAUGAAGAUCGUAAUAAGUGGAUGGAUUUGAAAGAAUUGUUGAUGAAUUGCAGCUCCGGAAGUAAAAUCAUCGUCACCACGAGAAUUAAGACUGUUGCUACGAUUUACAGUACCACAUCCCCUUAUAUUUUGAGAGGUCUCUCAGAUGAUGACUGCUUAUCUUUAUUCUUGAAAUGCGCCUUCAGUAGACAAGACGAUUGGCUCCCUAAUCUAGUAGAAAUCGCGAAGGAAAUUGUGAAGAAGUGUGGCGGAGUUCCUUUGGCUGUCAAGACAUUGGGAAGCUUGUUGUAUAUGAAAACAGAUGAACAAGAAUGGCUGCAUAUAAGGGAUAAUGAUGUAUGGGAAAUUGAUCAAAAGCAAACUGACAUACUUCCUAUAUUGAGGCUAAGUUAUGAACAAAUGGCAUCCAAUUUAAGGCAAUGUUUUGCAUAUUGCUCCAUGUUUCCCAAGGGUAUUGAAAUUCCAAGGGAGGUAUUCAUCAACCUCUGGAUUGCACAGGGUUUCAUUCAUUCACCAAAUGGAAAUAAACAACUUGAGAACAUUGGAAACCGGUACUUUAAUGAGUUGUUAUCAAGAUUCUGCUUUCAAGAUGUAGUAGAAGCUUUUGAUGGAGAAAUAUUGGCCUGUAAGAUUCAUAAUCUCGUGCACGACCUUGCACAAUCUGUGGCUGGAUAUGAAUGCUUAAAUGUGAAAUCUGAUGCCAACAAUAUUUCUGAUAGUGUUCGCCAUCUCUAUUUUCACGCAGAAGAUCUGUCUAGAAAAGAAUUCCCCGAGCCCUUGUCCAAAAUGAGAAAAUUGAGGACCUUCCGUUAUUCUUACAAAGUUGGACCCGUAAAUCAGGAUUUCAUAGAGAUGAUCACAUUGAAGUUCAGGCGCCUUCGAGUCUUAGUACUUAACUCGUUAGAGCUUGAGGAGUUACCGAGUUCCAUUGGCAGCUUGAGAAAAUUACGGUAUCUUGAUUUGAGUAACAGCAGGAAGAUCAAGUUCCUUCCAAAGUCUAUUUGCAAACUCGUGAAUUUACAGACACUGAAUCUCAUAAACUGUGAGGAACUUCAAAAGCUUCCUAGAAAUAUUGGGAAUUUAGUUAGCCUCAGAACUCUAUAUUUGACUUCCCAGGAGAUGUCUUUGAGAAGAAAAGGUCCCAAAAGCUACGAUUCUCUCCACUUUUUGUUGCUCUACAAUUGUGACUUUGUAAAGCUACCAUCAGAAGGAUUUCAACAUUUCACUUCUCUUCGAGUAUUACGCGUUUAUGAAUGCCAAAGACUAGCUUCUCUUCCAACAAGUAUUAAGUGUCUGACUGCACUCGAGAAAUUGUGGAUUUGGAACUGUGACGAGCUGGAUUUUGCUGAUGGAGAAGGAUUGGAAGGCCUCAAGAGUCUUCAGUCACUGCUUUUAAUGGGACUUCCUAAGAUGGUAAGUGUGCCAGUGGGGCUUAAAGAGACAGCUGCAAAAACUCUCAGAUUCGUCCGAAUAGCUAAUUGUGCAAGUUUGACAACAUUGGCCGAGUGGUUUUCAGAUUUCAGUUCGCUUCAGAGGCUUUAUGUCGAGGAUUGUCCCAAUUUAUCCUUACUUCCUGAGGGGUUUCAAAAUCUGAACGCCAAAGUGCAUAUUAGCGGUUGUCCAAAAGUGGCUGGCUGGAAAUAGCUGAAUCGUCGCAUUUUUAGUUCCACAACUUCAAUCUUUCAAGAGUACAGGUAAAAGAACAAACCUUUUUCAUUCUCGUUUCUUUUAGUUCUUUCAGAAAUAGCACACUUUGCAUUGAUUGUAUUUACUUAAUUAGAUUCAUCAUUUGAAAUUAUGUAGACCACUGGACAAGAUUGCCAUAGGAUCACUUUUGAGUGUGGCUGAGAUUUACGGAUGGAAUGAAAUUCGACUUUGAAACAUCCAUAUUCGGUGGAUUUUUAUAGUUUUUGAACCACGGAAAAAUGAAGAUGGUACCCCACAUAAAGUGCUUCUUAGGAGUUUGUGGACAACCCUUAUGGUUCCGGCUCAUCAAAUUCAUAUUCAUCUAAAUCUCAUCUUUUUAACAGUAUACUGCGGCAGCUAUUGAAUAAGAAGACCAGAUUUGAGGACCGUGUUGAACCCUGCAUCGAAGUCUUGCCGUUGUGCCCACUUGGGGUCAAAGUAAAGAAAGAGCUCGUAGAUUACGCUAAUCGAUCGAAAGCUGGAGUAAAUGAUGAGGCUAAAAGUAAGGAAAUUUUCUUGAGAUGAAGUUGAAUCGAGCCAUGAGGAUGGUAGGGUGGAAUGAUCCCUCCAAAUUCAUUCACUUCAUUAGACACAAAUUUAAAGUUUUCUUCAGUCACAUACAUACGUGCAUGAAAAUGUAUAGAUCAUGUAUAUAAUAGAUUCAAUCCAGACAUGCUCAACUCCACAUAUUCUUGUAUAGUCAAAGGGAAUCGAUUUCGUAAAAGAUGAGAUUAGUAAAAGGCAAUCACUGAAAUUUCAUCCUUGUAGGAUUGUCAAUACUACAGCCCUAGGUGGCGAAAAGCCGGCAUCGAGGUGCCAAGCGUUCUCGUUGAUGUGAGCUCUCGAGGAAGAUCAACCUAUUUUCCUUAGAAUAACUUUUAUCCGUUGAGCGACGGGCCUUCCACUCGGCAUUGUCGAAAGGGUACUCCCGAGAACAAAUCCAAUGGAGACAGGGUGGGGGCCUCUAGCUCA